Messenger RNA from Colossoma macropomum (tambaqui), 1029 nucleotides. RefSeq names its product trace amine-associated receptor 1-like. The record is from RefSeq and is a predicted model, not a curated record. Bases 1 to 1029 code for a protein of 342 amino acids. Gene Ontology annotation, biological process: G protein-coupled receptor signaling pathway. NCBI's taxonomy places the organism in Eukaryota, Metazoa, Chordata, Actinopteri, Characiformes, Serrasalmidae. Gene Ontology annotation, molecular function: trace-amine receptor activity. Gene Ontology annotation, cellular component: membrane. The transcript has a single exon.
AUGGACAUGAGCAUAAUUCAAAAUGGGAGCAUAAGAAACAUUUCUCUUUGUUAUGAACAUCAUCCUAACUCCUGUCAGAAGUUCAUCUAUCCACUGGCUGUGCGAUAUAUUAUGUUUCUUAUUUUUUGUGUUAUUGUACUUCUCACAUUGUUUGGAAAUCUUCUGGUGAUCAUAGCCAUAACUCAUUUCAAGCAGCUGCACACACCAACUAACUACCUCACUCUCUCUCUGGCUGUAGCGGACCUGCUUGUAGGAUUGGUUGUGAUGCCUCCUAGUGUAAUACACUCUGUGGAGACUUGCUGGUAUUUUGGGAGUUUAUUCUGCAAAAUACACAGGAGCUUUGGCAUUAUAUUGUGCACUGCGUCUAUUUUAAAUCUUGUAUUUAUCUCUGUUGAGCGAUAUUAUGCAGUAUGUCACCCCCUGCUGUACCACAGUAAAAUGACUCCUCUUACCACUCUGUUCAUGAUCACUGUUUGCUGGGGUCUUGCUGUUGCUGAGGGCAUUAUGUAUCCAGAGAUAAAUAAUCUGGGCAUGAAAGUUUACAGUGGUUAUAUAUGUAAGGGAGCCUGUGUGUUGCUUAUAGGACCUGUGAUAAGUUUAUCAGCUUCUGUGAUCUUUUUGUACAUCCCUACCAUUAUCAUGCUAAGCAUAUAUCUGAAAAUAUACCUUGUUGCAAGGAGGCAAUCACGAUUAGUCCUCAAUACUGUCUCUCAAGUAAAUAAAUCCAGAGGGCAGCCUGCCGUUAGUAAGGCACAGAGAAAAGCAACUAAAACAUUAGUCAUUGUCAUGGGAGGGUUUUUAUUAUUUUGGGCACCUCUUUCUCUGUGUAAUCUUGUUGUGACAUUUUCUGGUUUUAAUGGUCCACCACAACUGUAUGAUGUGCUUUGUUGGAUUGCUUAUUCAAAUUCAGCUUGUAAUCCUAUUAUAUAUGCAUUCUUUUACAAGUGGUUUAGAAAGGCACUCAAAGUUAUUCUAUUAGGUCAAAUAUUUAGGAGAAACUCUUCCAGAAUACAGCUGUGUUCAGAGUAG